Molecule: messenger RNA, 309 nt
Organism: Didymodactylos carnosus
Lineage: Eukaryota; Metazoa; Rotifera; Eurotatoria; Philodinida; Philodinidae
Source: the annotation of a GenBank genome assembly
AUGUUACUCUCCUUCUCGCGUACACUCAUUCUAUUCGUCGUCAUUACUAUCCUGUUAAGUUACUUUUGUUCAGAAUUAAAUGCAGUUGGUGUUCAAGCAUCAUCAAGCAGUCUAUUACGGCAACGGCGACGUGUCUUACCUUCAUUAUCGUUGCAUCGUCAUCGCAAACCGUCGAGUGGUCAUCGGAAAACACAAAGAAUUGUACAGAAACAAAAAAUAUCGCGUAAAGUAACACCGAUACGAGGUGGAAGGGGUGGCUAUAAAAUUAAACAAAAAGUGAAAUAUUCACGAAAAGUAAAACAUGGUUAA